Molecule: messenger RNA, 1491 nt
Organism: Sinocyclocheilus grahami
Lineage: Eukaryota; Metazoa; Chordata; Actinopteri; Cypriniformes; Cyprinidae
Gene: cnrip1a
Product: cannabinoid receptor interacting protein 1a
Exons: 3
Coding region: 129-617 (162 amino acids)
Biological process (GO): negative regulation of signaling receptor activity
Cellular component (GO): plasma membrane
Molecular function (GO): type 1 cannabinoid receptor binding
Source: RefSeq, a predicted model, not a curated record
AUGGUUAAAAUGGGUGUGAUGGCUUGUGUAGACGUCACAGCAUCUCUCAACAGCUUCCUGGGACCAUCCGCCAUCCCGUUAAUCACGGGGAGCCCUGGAAAUACAUCGACCUCCGUUAUCUCGCAAGCAUGGCCGACGUUCCAGCGAUAAUAAACAUCGCGAUCUCCUUGAAAAUCCAACCCAAUGACGGACCCGUGUUUUAUAAAGUGGACGGGACGAGGUUCGGCCAGAGCAGGACAAUCAAAUUGCUGACAGGAUCGAAAUACAAAAUCGAGGUGAUCGUGAAGCCGGGUAGUGCGGAGGCCACCACAAUGGGAAUCGGCGGAAAGAGCUUCCCUUUGGAGCAGCAGUCCAAAGAUGAGGAGCAGAUCGUCUACAAUGGCAACUACGACACUGAGGGAGUGCCACACACCAAGAGCGGGGACAGACAACCUGUGCAGGUCUCCAUAGAGUUCAAAGAUGUCGGCAUGUUUGAAACCGUAUGGCAAGUGAAAUACUACAACUACUACAAGAGAGAGCACUGCCAGUUCGGCAACAGCUUCAACUGCAUCGAGUACGAGGCCAAGCCCAACGAGACCCGCAGCCUCAUGUGGAUAAACAAAGAGGUCUUCCAGUAAAACACGAGCGGAGCAGCAGCAGCAAACCUGCACAAUAUGUCCUGUAACCAUCAUGGCGCCGCUGUGUGUGAGAUAGAUGACUGCAAAGUGCUCAAGUGAAAUAAGAUGUGACUAUUAAAGGCUCCAAACAAGUGAUCCAUCAGGGUAUCUGCAUCUAUUCGUUGUACCACUGGUCAUGCAUGAUCUGAACGUUUCAGUCUGAACAGAAUUUCUCCCCAUUUGUGUCUCUUCCUCUGUAUCUCACCUGAGAUGGCGAAACUCAGAAAAAGAUGGUGAUAUUUUGGGUGAAAGUCUCCAUGGGAAAGGUUAUUUGAAUGAGACCCGAAUUUACAGCUCUCUCUUGGUCAUUUGCACAGCACAUAUCAGCUCUAUUAUGGUUACAAAUACACCGAGACCAUCUUUCUUCAAGACUCAGAUGAGAAAACUGCACUGCAGGCCUGUAUUUACCCCAGCGGUUUGCUGUUUUAGAGACAGACAGUGCUCCACAAUGCUUGCUCAAAAAGGUGCUGGAUGAAAGUUCACAGGCUAUACAUGAUACUCUAAUGUAAUAUUAUAUAAGCAAAGACCAGUCGGUUAAUAUUGUGAUCUUUUGGGACCAGCGUAAAACAAUUAUUUAUUUGUGUCUGUUUCUGGAUGGUGUGAAUGGAUGUUUAAUUAUUUCCUAUUUUGUGUUACUGUUGUUCACUGCUUAAACUGUUAUAUAGGUUGCCUAUUUUUCACAGAAGCAUUAGUUCACCGGUGAGAGUUAGAAGCGAAUCAGAAAUGCAGUUGCUUAAUUCUAUGCCUAUUUUUAUUCUGAUUAUUUGUUUGCUCAUGGGGUACCUAUGUGUGUUGCUGAAUAUCAAUCUUGAUUUUUGUGUGACUUGGAGCCAAA